Syngnathoides biaculeatus (alligator pipefish) is the source of this 2281-nucleotide messenger RNA. It is a transcript of the gene tes, whose product is annotated as testis derived transcript (3 LIM domains). Bases 458 to 2107 code for a protein of 549 amino acids. NCBI's taxonomy places the organism in Eukaryota, Metazoa, Chordata, Actinopteri, Syngnathiformes, Syngnathidae. The record is from RefSeq and is a predicted model, not a curated record. Gene Ontology annotation, molecular function: zinc ion binding. The transcript has 8 exons.
GUGAAUGGGACGCGCAAAGUGAAAGGCGUGUUAAGUUAACGAGAGUAGGCAAAAGAAAAGCGCCGUGGCUAAUUUAAAAAUUAAACACCAGUGAUGCCUCCCUGUCAUAUGUUCUGAAAUAACCCAAUGAUUAUGGCUUAUUCAAAUUGACACUUUCUUUUUACUUAGUAUGCCAUACAACAUAUAAUAUAAAAACGAUAGAAUCACCCGCUGUAAACGUAACUUUAUCAUCUUGUUUUAGAAGUCAACACCGGAAGUGUUGACUUUAGCAGUGCUACCUCGACGCACUUGCGUAGCCGGCUGGAUGCCUUCCAGAACCGAAAGUGGCAUUAAAGGCGGCCAGUUUGUCGUCUUCGGUCCGUCUCAUCGCGUCUCUUUUACGGGCAACUAGUGACGGCUUUCCCGGCGGCGUCCACUUGGUUCGGUCGGUGCGUUUUGAGAGCCGAGAGAAGCAAACAUGGAGAUCGAGAAGGAAGUGAAGAAGAUGACGCUCGGACACGAGUUUGGCGCGGGCGCUUCCUGCCUCAAGUGUAAAGACAAGUGCGAAGGGUUCGAGCUUCAUUUCUGGAGAAAAAUCUGUCGUAACUGCAAAUGUGGCUUGGCGGAACACAACGUGCAGAUGAACUCGGAGGAGAACAAAAAGGUGGGGAAACUCUUUGAGGACACCAAGUACACCGGCCUCAUCGCCAAGCUGAAGACGGACGGCGUCCCCGUGUAUCGCGGCAACGCCGUCACCAUCACGCUUGGCGGCCCCGCCACCGCCCACACCGUGUUACCCGCUGCCGCAGUCUCCGCCGCAGCAGUACCUCAAGCCGCCGCUAUAGCCGCAGGUUCAGUCCCGCCGGCUGCAGCCUCAGUUGGCACCCCGCCUAGUGGCAUCCAGGCAUCCUCAAUUGGUACGGCGCCUGGAUGCCUCCAAGCAGCCUCAAAAGCUCCGCCGUCCGGCGGUGUCUAUGCCCGGCCGGCACAUCCUAGCGUUCCCCCCGGCAAGGCGAACACAGCGAGCGUUCACGUCAGUUCCACUCCAGCUAACGUAGUGCCAGUCGCCAAAGACGAGCCUCUCAAGUCCGUCACGUAUGAGUGGGCGCCCCCUGUGGCUAACAAAUAUGUGGCUGUGCGCUACAUUGAGCUGCUCCCACCCGAGAAGCGCCCCGUGGCGGGCACGGAAGGCGCCGCGUACCGCCGGCAGCAGAUGGCCCGCCAGUUGCCCGAGCACGACCAGGACCCGGCCAAGUGCCACGAGCUGAGCCCCGCCGAAGUCAAGAAGAUGCAACAGUUCGUGCGCAAGUACAAGGAGGAGGCGCUGGGUGUCGGUGAUGUGAGGCUGCCCGAGGAGAUGGCGCAGGUGCAGGCUUCGGCGGCGGCGGGUCAAGGUGGACCAGGUGGGGCUGGAGGGACCAAAGCAGCAGGGCCAGGAACUGCAGGUCUCAAGGGGGCCGCCGGAGCUGGAGGGGCAGGGGCCGCAUCGGCUGGAGGCGCCGUGGGUACCGCUGCCACCGCCGGAGCCAUGACUGCCUCGGGAGCCCCCCAACAAAGCUUCUCGUGCCGCCACUGCGCUCAGCCGAUGCUCGUGGGCGACCCGGCGGUGUACGCCGAGCGGGCGGGCUACGACAAGCUGUGGCACCCGGCCUGCUUCGUGUGCUGCACCUGCCAAGAGCUGCUGGUGGACAUGAUUUACUUCUGGAAGCGCGGCAAGCUCUACUGCGGACGCCACUACGGCGACAGCGAAAAGCCGCGCUGCGCCGGCUGCGAUGAGCUGAUCUUCUGCAACGAGUACACACAGGCCGAGGGCCAAAACUGGCAUCUGAAGCACUUCUGCUGCUUCGACUGCGACCUGAUCCUGGCCGGAGAGACGUACGUGAUGGAGCAGGACAAGCCCGUUUGCACGCAAUGCUACAUGAACAACUAUGCAGUGAAAUGCGCGGGGUGCGGUGAAGCGGUGGAGCCCGAGGCCCAGCGCGUGUCGUACGGUGCGCACCACUGGCACGCGGCGCCGCAGUGCUUCAAGUGCUCGGGCUGCGCCAAGGUUCUGAUGGGCCAGCGCUUCAUGGCGGCGCAGGGAAAACUCUUCUGCUCUGUCGAGUGCAAGAAGAACGCACCCGCUUAGGAGUGGAAUUCAAAAUGGCAGCGCGGCGUUGCGGGGGAAUCCAUUGAGGGAGUGCCUUUAAGUUUGUACUUUUUUUGAUGAUUCAGGUCUCAGUCACGUGACGGUUUAUUUUCAGAACAACUCCAUUAUGAUGUAUCUUUAAAAUGUGAAUAAAUGACUGAAUAUUUGCUGAUU